UAUGAAAUGUCCCUGAAAGUUUUGUUUCUUUAUCAGUUCAAACAUUCACAAGGAGAAAAAAAUGGUGAAGAUCUGCUGCAUCGGUGCUGGCUAUGUGGGGGGUCCAACUAUGGCUGUCAUUGCUCUCAAGUGCCCAGCCAUUGAGGUCGUCGUCGUCGAUAUCUCCGUCUCUCGCAUCAAUGCCUGGAACAGUGAUCAGCUUCCUAUAUAUGAACCAGGGCUUGAAGAUGUGGUAAAACAGUGCAGGGGGAGAAACCUCUUCUUCAGCACCGACGUAGAGAAACAUGUCUAUGAGGCAGACAUCAUCUUCGUCUCCGUAAACACACCGACGAAGACGCGCGGCUUAGGUGCAGGCAAGGCUGCUGAUCUCACCUACUGGGAGAGCGCAGCCCGCAUGAUCGCCGAUGUCUCCAAGUCGGAUAAGAUCGUGGUUGAGAAAUCUACUGUCCCUGUGAAGACGGCCGAGGCUAUUGAGAAAAUCCUGACACACAACAGCAAGGGAAUCAACUAUCAGAUCCUAUCAAACCCAGAGUUUCUCGCUGAAGGUACAGCAAUUCAGGACCUGUUUAAUCCCGACCGUGUUCUCAUCGGCGGUCGGGAAACACCCGAGGGUCGUAAGGCUGUGGAGGCGCUGAAGAAUGUGUACGCACAGUGGGUUUCCGAGGAUCGGAUACUCACCACAAAUCUAUGGUCUGCCGAAUUGACGAAGCUCGCAGCC
Messenger RNA from Phalaenopsis equestris, 718 nucleotides. RefSeq names its product UDP-glucose 6-dehydrogenase 5-like. The transcript has a single exon. The annotation marks the transcript as partial. Gene Ontology annotation, biological process: polysaccharide biosynthetic process; glycosaminoglycan biosynthetic process. Gene Ontology annotation, cellular component: nucleus; cytosol. Gene Ontology annotation, molecular function: NAD binding; oxidoreductase activity, acting on the CH-CH group of donors, NAD or NADP as acceptor; UDP-glucose 6-dehydrogenase activity. The record is from RefSeq and is a predicted model, not a curated record. Lineage: Eukaryota; Viridiplantae; Streptophyta; Magnoliopsida; Asparagales; Orchidaceae.